Molecule: messenger RNA, 5418 nt
Organism: Mugil cephalus (flathead mullet)
Lineage: Eukaryota; Metazoa; Chordata; Actinopteri; Mugiliformes; Mugilidae
Gene: plekha3
Product: pleckstrin homology domain containing, family A (phosphoinositide binding specific) member 3
Exons: 8
Coding region: 262-1044 (260 amino acids)
Biological process (GO): retrograde transport, endosome to Golgi; receptor recycling; endosome organization
Cellular component (GO): trans-Golgi network; early endosome; recycling endosome
Source: RefSeq, a predicted model, not a curated record
UCAGCUGACUGCCAACAAGUGGAGUUUAUAACCAGCUCAGCACAAACUGAUCCUCAUCAGGAUUUUAUCCUGCCGUCACUGUUUUCACAAACCACACAAAUAGUUCACACAUUUCUGAGAAACCUAGCAGCUCAUCUUCUAGCUCGACGCCAUUUGAGAGAAGACGUUAACCUACCGCGGCUGUCUUCAGCUAGCCUGCCUAGCCUAGCCACAGCCACAGCGAGCACAUCCUGUCUGCACUACUCGAUGUAAAGUGAAGCCAUGGAGGGGGUUUUGUACAAAUGGACGAAUUACAUGACAGGCUGGCAGCCGCGCUGGUUCGUCUUAGAGAAUGGAGUCAUCUCCUAUUAUGACAGCGAGGACGACGUUGGCAAAGGAAGCAAAGGCUCCAUCAAGAUGUCUGUGUGUGACAUUAAAGUCCAUCCGACGGAUGUGACCCGUCUGGAGUUGAUAAUCCCCGGCGAGCAGCAUUUCUACGUGCGUGCCGUGAACGCCGCAGAGAGACAGAGGUGGCUGGUAGCUUUAGGGUCAUCUAAAGCAGGAACACUGGAGAGCCACAAACACAGAGGUCCAGACUGUCUGAAGACAAAGAUGUCUGAACUCCGUCUGUACUGUGACCUCCUUGUCCAGCAGGUCCAAACCAUCCAGUCACAGCACACUGCUGACCCUGAGACCCCGCCCACUUCUGAGGCCUCCCUCCUCAGUGCCACCUGUGCGACGUUCAUAAAGACUCUAGAGGAGUGUAUGAGCCUGGCUAACCAAAGCUUGACCCCUGACCUCCGACCUCCUGAAAGGAUGAAGAGGUCGAUCAGUCAUCCAGGAACAUACAGCUUUGACAGGUCAGGUGUAUUGAAGGAGUACAUGAGUGGAGGUCAAAGGUCGACGCAGCGCAGAAACAGGACAUGUUCAGACAGCUCCGUUUACGACACUGAACGUGUGCUGUCCAGCCUCAACGGCGACUCGUCCUCCAUUCCCGAGGAGAGAGGAGGCAGCGCGAGCCCAAAGACCACGCCCACCGACACAGACACCGACCUGUCCAUCUGAGGGACAUCUAAACCGUCCAUCUAAACCCUGGAACAAGAAACACACACCACAAGAUCAAUGUUACUGAUGUCAUCCCUCUAGGAACGUCAGCUAAUUAUUACAAACACGACUACUUGGGCUUCAUUAAGUAACUGUAAGUGUUUAAGUUGCACAGUAUACACUGGACAAAAGACAGCGACACAGUCCUAAGCUGGACUCUAAUUUUAGACAUGUGAGUGUAACAUAUUUGAUGCUAUAACCCUCCUGGGAUUAUGGUGGGGACGAGCAUGGUGACUCUGGACUAAGAUGAUUGUAUCAGGCAGCUCUCCGUGGCACAGUGGGAAUCCCUGUUGGAUAAAUGAGAUGCUUCAAUUGAAGCUGGGAAUAUACACAGAACGUUCAGUCUCGCUGCAGUCUGAAGCCAAAACCUUUUCCCAGAAACCGUGACGCUUUUCCUCAAAAACUCCAAACCUUUCUCUGGAAACUCGCCGUGAUUCUUGCGUGUUCUUCUUCCAGGCUGAAAGGCACAAAGAAGAACUCCGUCCCAGCCUCCUGCCAGGGCUUUGACGAGCCAGUAAGGAGGCCUGAAGCCAGUUUUAGUCUGUUACAGUAUCCACACUCAGCGCAAGUUUGCACAAACUUAAUUACAUACAUUAAAGCUGCCACCUUUCUGGAUCCAGCUUAUUCCACUCAUCAAGCGCAGUGUUAGAAAACUGGAAGGUGGAGGACUUUACUUUGAUCGGAAGCUCUUUCCUAGAGGAGGAAACAUGAAGACAAGUUUCAAAGACUCAAAGAUCAGAUCAGACGAAUGAAGUGACUGAAUUAAAGAUACUUGAUGGUGAAUGUAAGCUGAACAUUUAAAUUCAGAGUUUUCUCCAGUCGUCCACAUCAGAGCAGCUCUUCUUUGUCAUAAUGUGAAUGUGGGGAACCUUUGUAGAAACACCAUCACAUCUAGUCAGCUUCGUGAAGAUGGUGACCCUGAGAACAGAUGUUCAUACUGACAGUCACAUCGACGGAUUGGACAAGUGUUAUCUUGCUUUGUUUGUUUGUUUGUGUUGGUACAAACCACAUGCUUUGGCUAUUUGUGAAAUGUUGUGCACAGCUUUCACACCUUUUAUUUUGUUUCGAUUCAGGAAGUAAUCGACACAGUAUUUUUAGAAUGUAUAAGGUUGGUGUUCACAAUGCAAUUGAGACAAAACUCUGAUGCACCCUCAACGCGAUGCUUUUGCAAACACGCAGGAAAAUUGGAUUUUAUGAAAUCAGGAAAUAAAUCUUUGGUAGUGAGCGUGAGCAUAAAAAAGUGCACCCCUCUGAUAGAGAAGACAAGGCGGAGGAGACGUAUAUGACCCAUUCACCCCACGGGUUCUCUUCCACAGACGCUGUCAGGUAGUCGGGUCAACCUGUGGGUCACGUGUUCAAACUGACGAUGAAUUUAGACCAAGGAGCUCUUGCAAACUGAAACCACCCACUGAAACUGGUCUGAUCUUGGUUUAUUUGUCCCAGGACAGAGUGUGAACGCUGAUGAACCAACCUGGUGGGGAGAUUCUCCUGGUUGGAGAAUAUGAUGAGAGAUCAUCCGAACGAGGUUUUAAAAAGGCAACUGGACUUGUAGAAUUUCUUGAAGACGUUUCGCCACUCAUCUAAGUAGCUUCUUCAGUUCUGACAGACUAGAGGGAAGCUGAGGUUUAAAUAGGAAACUCUGUGGGUAAAACCCAUCAGAAACUUGCUGGACUUGUUUCCGUCAGAACCAAUCAUUGCUACGUACAUGGGGACCAGCACCUUUCAACUAGUGUGGGAGUAUGAGAGGAUCUCGAGGAAACUUGCAGACUACAGGAAUCACCUUCGUCUCGCACCAGUUUCUGGUUCUUAAAGAAACAAGUCAAGAUUCUGAUGGGUUUUACCCACAGAGUUUCCUAUUUAAACCUCAAAUUCCCACCAGUCUCUCAGAAAUAAAGAAUUUGCUUGGAUGAGGAGCGAAAUGUCUUCAAGAAACUAUAAAGUCCAGUUGCCUUUUUGAACGUGUUUUAGGUUAUCAUGACCUGGAUAACUGAGAACCUUUUUCAGAGCUGCCACAUGACAAAAAACAGUCUGAAGUUCUCAGGCAUCCAGAUCACAAGUGGCCAGCUUUAAGUACCUGUGUUCACUCCUGACAUGAAAGUGCGUCUCCACGUCAGCACUCAUGAGCUGAUCCCAGUUGUGUGCUCUGUAUGUACAAAGACACCGACAAUAUUUGGGGCACAUACAGCUUUCUAACAGCUGCUGUCUGUAAUGGAUCUCUACCUACCUUUGCGCCAGAAACACAGCCAUUUGUUGUUUGUGUGUCAUGACUGUCAUGAGAUGACACUUAUUUUGGAACAAGUGGUAAAUUCGGUCUUGUUGAAAGCUGUGAACUGUGAAGUUAUUAUUUAUUGAUUGAUCUGUUGUGUGUUUGAAGCAGUGGUCAGACGACUAUAACGACUCCACUUGAUCUCCUUUUACAUCAGCAGUUAACCGUAUUUGUAAUGACAGAAAUAUAAAAUGUACAUUUCUAUUCAGUUUCAUUUUUUAUUUAGUUAAUAGCUACAAGGACAAAAUAUUUUAAAAGUCCCUCUCUUCUCUCUGUUCAUUACUAUGAACAGACAUCACUUAUAGUGCUUUUUCCUUUUCAGAUGAUCAAUUAAUAAUGGUUGUGUUCAUGUGUUUUUUUUUUCUGAAUGAAUGACACAGGACUCUGCCUUCAAAAGAGCACCCCCGUAGAGUAAUUGGUCUUUAAUUUGACCCAGCACUACUAAAGGAAUGAGAUCAAAUGUAUCCCAGACUUCCUCCACAUUUUUGAUUUUGCUUUUAAUGCCAGGUGUGAACACAGGAACUUAAAGUGAUCAGAUUAAGGACAGAUCUUAAAAAAUUACAACAAAAAGCAGUUGGACACAUUAUAGGGUCCUUAACAUCAGUUUGUGUGGUGAGACAUCUUCCAUCUGAUGUGGAUGACUGAAAACACUUAAGCUGACUGACAUCUGCAAACUGAGCUCAGAUUUUGUGGAAUCCGGUUUCCAAAUCCCGUGUGAAGUCUUCACACUGUAAUGUAGUGACACACUUUACUAUUUAAACACAGCCGGAAGGUCUCACCUGAACUCAAAGCAAACAAAAGGUCCACAGCGACUGACACGGACUUUUACGACUAGAGCUGAUGAGUUGGCAGGAUCCUGUUUUUCUCAUUUACUGUAAACUAUAAACGCAUCCCAAAAUGAAGGUCCCCUCCCUACACUCAGCUUCAGCCACUGAUGCUAUGCUACGCUUUCUUUAGCUUUAGCAACCUGCUGAUUAGUUGUCCUGACACAGCUUCCUGAAAAGUUAUUAUUUUUAAAUUAAAUUCUAAAUGCUGAAUAGUGAAUCAAAACAGUUCCACCAAUAACCUUACAGUUCUCCUCCCUACACACACAGUUUGUAGAUGUUGCACCGACACUAGUUUUAGCAUUUUUUUUUAAUUAUUAUUUUUUUUAAUGGAUUCUAUUGAAAUAGUCCUUUUUGGAUAAUGAUGAUUGUGACUCUUAUUUAAAGGCCAUUGUGGAGCUGCGGCAGCUUUAAUUGUAACAGUACGUAACAUACAAGCCUUCCUUCACUCAUCCUUGUAUUACUUCUACCAAACUUAACCAGUGUUUUCUUAUCUAUGAACACAUUUUUCUUGACUUUCACGAAAUUACUGUGAGGAAAUGUUUUCUUAUCGAGAGCUGCAGACAGUUUGAAUUUCCCACACUUGUGGGCUUCACUUCCUGUUCCUGAUUUAUGUGCAACGGCAUGGUUAUUUUAAGGUUUCUGUGUUUCACGUUUGUUCGUAUUCCCAAUCUGACAAUAAGCCUUUUUUUUUUAAAUUUAUUUAUAUUUUUAAACAAAACUAAAAUGAAUCUGAGGUGGAAGAAGACUUAAGUUUUUCCACAGCUUUUAAAUGAGAUUGUGAUUUUAACAUCCUUCAUUUUCAUGUAGUCUCAACAGCAGCUUAAAAGUUCAUCUUGGGGAAACUGUUACGUGCUUUCCUUCAAGUUAGAAGACUGACAGCGCUCAUGUGUCUGUCCGUCAAAUAAUCUGUGACUGGGGUUUGCCUUUGUCUUGGGGGGAAUAAAAAGCAUAUAAGUUGUUAGUUAUACAGUUUUGGAGGUGCUGGUAGCCUGAUUUUGAUGUUUCCCCCCGGUUCUGGUGUUUUUGCUGAGCUAACCAUAGCUGCUCUUUAGCAUACAGACUUACAGGGCAUACAGAGAAUGGUGUCAGACUUUGAAAAAGUGAUUAUAAUUUUUAUAUUUUGCUGUUCAUUAUGGCCAAACCUGCAGAUUUUCAUGCCUUAAGUGUCUCUGCACAAAGUGACGUUCGUGGUUGUAUCGGGUCAGCCUUUCAUUGUCUAAAUAAAGAAAUAUUUGAAGUGAA